Messenger RNA from Staurois parvus, 312 nucleotides. The record is from the annotation of a GenBank genome assembly. NCBI's taxonomy places the organism in Eukaryota, Metazoa, Chordata, Amphibia, Anura, Ranidae.
GUAUGUGAAAGGGUUUUAUACAGUAAUGUUUUACUAUGUAAUUUUAGUGAUUUUAGUGAAUGUCACUUUUUGUCAUUUUCAAAUUUCCCGCGUUCCGUCCCCCGUACGUCCCGACGUCGCAGGAACGGAGCCCAGAUAACAGAUGCCGGCAUCCGCCGGAUUACAUUGCCGGGGACACUGCAGGAGGGACAUCACGGGAGCGCAAGACAAGGUAAGUGAUCGAGGGAUCCCGGAGCAGCGCUGCAGUGUAAUCCCAAGUGUAGCUCGGGGUUACCGCUUGUGCUACACUCGGGAAUACCGCCAGGGAGGUUA